AGAAAUACUCUGAAUCAUGGAUUACACACCAAUACCUUCUGUGGUCCCAGCCAAUCCCUUUGAUGCUGUAGCCGAUGCUGCCGCUUUACGUAGUGCCAUGAAAGGUUUUGGCACCGAUGAGCAGGCCAUCAUCGAUAUUCUCACCGCCCGGUCGAAUGCCCAACGCCAGUUGAUUAAAGAGCAGUUUUUACAUGAAUUUGGUCGUGAUUUGAUUGAAGAUUUAAAAAGUGAAUUGGGUGGUAAAUUUGAAGAUGUCAUUGUGGGUCUUAUGAUGCCUCCAGUUGAAUAUUUAUGCAAACAAUUACAUAAAGCUAUGGAAGGUAUGGGUACCGAUGAAAGUACCUUGGUGGAAAUUCUAUGCACCAAAUCCAAUGAAGAAAUGUCGGAAAUUGUAAAAUGUUACGAAGAUAUGUAUGAUCGUCCGCUGGCCGAACAUUUGUGUAGUGAAACAGAUGGACAUUUUCGUCGUUUAUUGACAUUAAUUAUUACCGGGGUGAGAGACCCAGUGGGUAAAGUAGAUCCUGAAAAAGCCAAGGAACAAGCUGAGCAGUUGUAUAAUGCUGGUGAGGCUAAAUUGGGUACUGAUGAAGAGGUGUUCAAUCGUAUUUUAGCUCACGGUAGCUUUACCCAGCUGCGUUUGGUUUUCGACGAAUACAAGGAAUUGUCGGGUCAGACAUUGGAACAGGCUAUUAAACAUGAAAUGAGUGGGGAUUUGCAUAAGGCAAUGAUGGCCAUAGUUGAAUGUGUGCAAUCUCCGGCGGCCUUCUUUGCCAAUCGCCUGUUCAAAGCCAUGGAUGGUAUGGGCACCGACGAUACCACAUUGAUACGCAUUAUUGUUUCACGUUCGGAAAUUGAUUUGGGUAAUAUUAAAGAAGAAUUUGAACGUAUUUACAAUCGCACUCUGGUUAGUGCUGUUAAGUCGGAAACAUCGGGUAAUUACAAACGUGCUCUGUGUGCCUUAAUUGGUGGUGCAUAA
Messenger RNA from Musca vetustissima, 976 nucleotides. Its product is annotated as annexin B10-like. The transcript has 4 exons. Gene Ontology annotation, cellular component: cytoplasm. The record is from RefSeq and is a predicted model, not a curated record. The coding region runs from base 17 to 976 and encodes 319 amino acids. Gene Ontology annotation, molecular function: calcium ion binding; calcium-dependent phospholipid binding. Lineage: Eukaryota; Metazoa; Arthropoda; Insecta; Diptera; Muscidae.